Messenger RNA from Sitodiplosis mosellana (orange wheat blossom midge), 2649 nucleotides. RefSeq names its product neuroglian-like. Gene Ontology annotation, cellular component: membrane. Bases 469 to 2481 code for a protein of 670 amino acids. Lineage: Eukaryota; Metazoa; Arthropoda; Insecta; Diptera; Cecidomyiidae. Gene Ontology annotation, biological process: brain development; cell-cell adhesion. The transcript has 4 exons. Gene Ontology annotation, molecular function: cell-cell adhesion mediator activity; cytokine receptor activity. The record is from RefSeq and is a predicted model, not a curated record.
CAUUACCGAUACACCACAAUUAUGAUUCAAUAAUUAAAAGUGAAAAUAUAGAAUUCUGAAUUUUGGUUAUCCAUUCUAUUGAGUGUAAUGAGCAUUUGAAUUAAAGGCACAAUUUCCAAGCCAAACGAUCGGUCGACAAAUCUGAUUCAGCUAAAAAAAAUCAUUGCGCACUUUUUUUUUAUCUCAUUUUUCUAUCAAAAUAUCAACAAUUGAUUGAUUGGUGUCCAUAUUCUUAUCUAUAUCGUUGUAUUACAAGAAUAAAACCCAUACAUACAUGACAUUCGUGCACAAUUUUCCGUAUCAAAAUAGUAGGAAAAUCGAUAUGAUAAUAUUAUUAUCAUAAUAAUAGAUAGCAUUCUAUCCCAGAAGCAACCAUCGAACUCAUAAACCAACAGUUGCAAUCUAACGGGUGUGGUGAAGAUAAAACAUUUCAACGGGUCGUGAGAGUGAACAUCGAUUUAUUUGAAAAUGUGCCAUAAAGUGAUAUUCUUGAUGAUUGUACUUGCCGUGCAUAAUCUAGUUGCAAUUUUACAAUUGAAGAUUACGCAUGAACGGGAUAUUGCAUUUGAAGGGAAUCCAGUUAACCUGCAAUGUGUUAUUUACCCAACAAAAGUGGCACCGACUGAAGAAUUGACAUGGAAACACAAUGGAAAAGUAUUGAAUGCCACAAACACUUUGAACACAGCCAAUACCAUUCUAAUAAACAAAGUAAAAUUGGGUGAUGCUGGAGUAUAUUCAUGUUCAAAUGAUUUGGCCGAAUCGAUGACCUCAUUGGUUGUCAUCAAACCCACACGUAUUGUAAAUUGGGCGCCUGCCAUCGAGAUGACGGCCGGUAGUUCAUUUAAAAUUCAUUGUGACGUGGAGGGAGAUUCCCGCUUGAAAAUCGAUAUAGCGUGGUUCAAUGGGAAGAACAAACAAAAACCCAUCGAAAAUGAUGAUCAUUUCGUGAUAGAAAAUGACUCGUUAACCAUUUCCAAUGUGUCUACAUUGGAUAUCGGUGAUUAUAUCUGUGAAGCUUCCACAGUGGUAGACAAAACGCGCGCCACAGUCAAAUUAACCUUAGAUGAAGUUCCACAUGCUCCAAUUUUGAACGAGAUCAAAUGCCACGACUCACCCUCAUCCGUCGAACUUUCGCCAAGUGUGGAAAUUUCGUGGUCACCAUCCGAGAAUUAUGGGCCCGAUAUUGAGAGCUUUACAAUCUUAUUCAAUACCGCACUCGCUCCGCAUGUUUGGCAUACUGCUAAAGAAAAUAUUCCAUCCAAUGUGUCCACAUCGGAAAUUUCAUCACUGAAACCAUGGACGAAAUAUACAUACCGUGUGAUUGCGAAUAAUAAAAUUGGUCAAUCACCUCCAAGCGAAAUAAGCGCCGUUUGUGCAACCAAACCGGAUGUUCCAUACAAAAAUCCAGAGAAAAUUAAAGUUGAAGGCACCGCACCAAAUAAUCUGGUUAUUUCGUGGAAACAAAUGCCAAAAACUGUACACAAUGGACCCGAUUUCUUCUAUCGCGUGUCCUGGAAACGAGAUAUCGAAUUUGAAAAAUGGAUUGAGACCGAUGUUCAUGAUUGGAAACAAGGGAAUAUUAUCAUAAACAAUCAACCGACUUUCGUUCGUUACCUGGCCAAAGUUGAGGCAUUCAAUUCAAUUGGAAAAUCGAAUGUAAAUGCCGAUGAAUAUUUCGGAUUUUCAGCUGAGGGCGCACCAUUUCAAGCACCUUCCAAUCUUCAAUUGGCUGAUGUUAACAGAAGAUUCGCACUUUUGCAAUGGGAACCGGUGCCAUUCGAAUAUUUCAAUGGCUUUUACAAAGGAUACAAAGUUAAAAUUUGGAACGAUAUCGAUGGUGUGAACAAUGUGACCGAGAUGCAUUUUGUAGCUCCCACUAUCUCUCCUGGCAGUAACUUAAUAACUGCAGUUAAAUUGCCUGCAUUGCGUCCAGCAACUCACAAUUAUGUACAAGUUUGUGUUUUGAAUAGAAAAUACGAAGGCCCAUUCAGUGAUGUUAUAGAAUUUACAACACUCGAAGAUGUUCCUUCGAUUGUGCAAUCAUUCAAAGCAAUCCCAUUUAACACAACGGCAUUAUUUUUGCGAUGGGAAAAACCAACGAAUCCAAAUGGCAAUUUAACGGGCUACAACAUUUAUUGUGAUCAAAUCGAUGGUGGAACAACCAAGUCGAGUGAUGCAUCGAAGCAACAGCAGCCACUAUUCUGGGCUGGUCCCAAUGCAACCGCAGCAUUUGUGACUGAUUUGAAACCAGACACCAAAUAUCGUAUAGCGAUUUCGGCUAGAACAGCCGCCGGUGAAGGCGAACGCGCCAUUAAUGAAUCAAAAACAAAAUCAGAUCAGGGUACACAGCCGCCGUCAAAUUCAACAAUGCCUUCCACUGAAACAACAACACCCGGCGGUUCAUCGUCUACCUCAGGCAAUGUGAUGCUUAUAAUCGGGCUAGUGACCUUUAUGGUGACAAUGGUAAAAGGUGCAUUUUGAUCACAUUCUUUGAGAAAUUGUCGAUUAAAUCAUGAAUCAUGGUCCAUUAACUUCUACUAUGACCUUAUUCACAUAAGUCACCCAAACCAACGUAUCAUUUUGUACAAAUCAAUACGAUGAAUUGAAAUGUAAAGAUUACUAUCUAAGAGCGUAAAAUUAAAUAAAAUU